AUGUUUAAUGAGAGCAGUGAUUUAAAAUGUUUUGAAUGGGAAUUAAGAAAUGAUGGAGAUGAUGAUGGCAAUUAUAUCAAAGAAAGUCAAGAAGAAAAAGAGAACUUCCAGUUACGUGAAGGCUUUAAGGUCCAACUACCGAAUUACAUCCAACCAGACCUUAAGACCAUUCAUUAUAAUGAAAUUUCUAUGAAACCUACUGUUGUUGAAUCUGUGUCGCAUCAAGCUUUCAUCACUCAAAAUAUUAUCAAAUCAUCCCCAAUAAUGAGAAGAUGUUCAGCAAAUUAUUCAAAUCUUAUAAUAAAACUCCAUUCAAAGAGCUCAUUAAAGGAUAUUCCCUCAAGAUUGAAAAAAACUCCAUGGACAUGA
This is a messenger RNA of Entrophospora sp. SA101, 369 nucleotides long. The record is from the annotation of a GenBank genome assembly. Lineage: Eukaryota; Fungi; Glomeromycota; Glomeromycetes; Entrophosporales; Entrophosporaceae.